CACCACUUUAGUACUCUAUUCAGAAACAUCAGAAUCUCUUAUGAGAUUGAUUAGCUGACACCAUUAUUUCUGUCUCUUCUCGCACCAUGUCAAUGCGAUUAACUUCGUAACAAUGAGUGAGACGUGUGCCAAUCCCCUACUACUGGGGUGGAUCAAAGAAUGGCUAGACGAGGCUCGAGAGCGCAACAGCAAGGGUGCCAUUGUUUAUAAAAAGGCCUACGAGUCGAUGAAAGCUUGUCCCUUGGUUUUUCAACACCCCUCCGAGGCUCAGCAGCUAAACGGACUUGGCCCCAAAUUAUGUGAUCGCUUGACCGAGAAGCUAAAGGCUUACUGUGAAGAAAAUGCGCUCCCGAUGCCCGAGCAUCCUCAAAAAUCGGCAAGCAGCAAAAGAGCAUCCGAUGAGGGCACGGCAGAAAGCCAGCCAGCCAAGAAACCUCGAAAGGCAAGGCCUUAUGUACCGACUCUACGAUCGGGCCCUUAUGCGUUGAUCCUAGCCCUGGCAACCCUCAAUGAGAACUCUUCUCAAGGCCUAACCAAGGCACAACUGAUUGACUUGGCGCAGCCGAACUGCGACAGUUCGUUCACGGCACCUGCCGACUCGUCCAAGUUUCAUACUGCCUGGAGCUCAAUGAAGACGCUUCUGCAGAAGGAGAUUGUAUAUGAUUUUGGGCGCCCUCUGAAAAAGUACGCACUCACAGAAGAGGGAUGGGAGGUGGCGAAAAGGAUGAAGAAGGUUGCUCUGCCUUCCAAUCAAGGCACUUUGGCGUUUGGAAAUCAAUCGGGGCCAGGUACAACCCAUACCGGGGACUCUCAAUUACAGGACAGCAUGGGUGGCAACAUCACAGAGGUAAUCGACGACGAAGAAGCACCCACCGCCCGUAACGAUACCCAAAGAUGGGAAUCUACCCCAGACGGAACAGUAACACCCAUAACAAUUCCCCCCGAUAGCUUCACAGUCCAGCUGGUUCUGGACAACCGCGAAGUCCGCUCAUCCAAAGACAGGGAUUACAUUACCAACGAACUACACAAAAAGGGAGCCAGUCCCGAAGUGCGCGCACUAGAACUAGGCGACGUCAUGUGGGUAGCCAAAUUCCACAACCCAACGUUCCUAUCCCAAUACGGCGAAGAAGGCGACGAAGUCAUGCUCGACUGGAUUGUUGAGCGCAAGAGAAUCGACGAUCUCAUCAGCUCCAUGAAAGACGGACGUUUCCACGAACAAAAGUUCCGUCUCCGUCGUUCAGGCGUAAAAAACGUCAUCUACCUCAUCGAAGAGUUCACCGUCCCCUCAGACCCCAACAGCGCCAUGGCAGGCAAAUACAACGAAAUGGUAGCCUCCGCCAUAGCCUCAACACAAGUCGUCAACGGCUACUUCGUCAAGAGAACCAAGAACCUCGACGACACGAUCCAAUACCUAGCUAGAAUGACCAUCCUAUUACGCAGAAUGUUCAACAACCCCUCUGCCACCGGUGAACCACCCUCCAACACCCUCAGUCUAAUCCCUAGUCGCCAGCUCUCCUCCUCCCAAUCAUACCUCACAGCCCUGGAACGUCUCCGAGCAGAGAGCCCCAAGACCACUUACGCCGUGACCUUUUCCACCUUCUCCGCUCUAACCUCCAAAUCCGACGUCUUAACCCUCCGUGACGUGUUCCUGAAAAUGCUCAUGUGCAUCCGGGGCGUGACAGGCGAAAAGGCACUCGAGAUUCAACGAAGGUGGCCGACUCCGCAGGCAUUUAUCCGUGCUUUUGAGGAGCUUGAUCCGAAGGAUCGGGAGAAUAUGGUUUCAGAACGGAUGAACACGCUUGUUGGACGGAAGAAGAUCGCGAAGGUUCUGAGCAAGAAGAUCGCAGAGGUGUGGGGUGAGGAUGGUUGAUACAUUUUCAGAGGGAUGGGGAAUGAAUUAAGAGUACUAAAUUACGAGUGACGCAUGAGGGCGGAAUCCAUUCAAUAUAUGGGACGACUUUAACAUAAAGCGCACUGUUGGUGACUUGAUGACCAGUACAUUCAAUCAGUUAAAGAGAACAUCAGACAAGAGCCUCAGAUACACUACAAACUACUAGUACUAGCAAAUGCCUACCAGACU
Messenger RNA from Aspergillus neoniger CBS 115656, 2080 nucleotides. RefSeq names its product crossover junction endonuclease MUS81. Gene Ontology annotation, biological process: double-strand break repair via break-induced replication; mitotic intra-S DNA damage checkpoint signaling; DNA catabolic process. Gene Ontology annotation, cellular component: Holliday junction resolvase complex; nucleus. The record is from RefSeq and is a predicted model, not a curated record. NCBI's taxonomy places the organism in Eukaryota, Fungi, Ascomycota, Eurotiomycetes, Eurotiales, Aspergillaceae. The transcript is spliced from 4 exons. Bases 113 to 1870 code for a protein of 585 amino acids. Gene Ontology annotation, molecular function: crossover junction DNA endonuclease activity; DNA binding; 3'-flap endonuclease activity.